GGAAAAUGUCUUAAAGCGAGAUUCUGAAGGUUCAAACAUUUCUGAACAAAAUGGUGUGGGUCCCAACUCCGAAAAAAAAAACUACCUCAAAUAAGCGAGUUAGCGCCGGCUCUCCGCUGCACUAUAGAGGUCAACUGGCAAGAGAGUGAACUUUUAGGAAUGGUAUAUAGAGCCGCUGAUAGUAUUUUCACCUGUUGUCGAGGACGAUAGGAAAGGAUCAUUUUUGCCAGACACUCCUUUGAAUAUUUUAAAAUCCGGAAACUACGCUAACGUACCUUGGAUGAGCGGCUUGAAUAGCGGGGAAGGCACCUUCAGAGCUGCUGUUAUUCACAAUAACAAGCAGCUUUUGGAAGAACUGGACAAGGACUUCAAUCGCAUUAUGGCGAUAACUUUAAUGAGGAAAGACCCUGAGUUUGAGAACAUAGCAAAACGUAUUAGGAACUUUUAUUUCGCAAACAAGCAAAUUGGCGAAAAUACAAUACUGGAUCUUGUCGAUUUAUAUUCGGACAUCUUCAUCAUUCCUCCCGCGCAUCAUGCGGUGGAGUACCAUCUUAAGUAUUCCAAGCAGCCUGUAUAUUAUUAUCUGUUCUCCCACGCCAUCCAGUAUAGUCUCACAAAUUUUUACGGGGUCCCAUUAUUUCGAUACGGCACUGGUCAUGCGGACGAGCUAAUAUUGCUAUUUCCUGUCUACGGAACCAAAUCGUUGGACCAAGAGGACCUUCGUUACUCAAAAUUGUUAAUCGGCAUGUGGACAAAUUUUGCAAAAUACGGCAAUCCAACGCUAGAAACCGAUUCUUUGGUCACCGUUAAGUGGGAGCCAGUUACCACAUCGGCACUGGAAUAUUGCCAUAUUGGAGGUGGUGUUCACACCUCUAGAAAUUUAUAUUCCGAAAGGAUCGAGUUUUGGAAAGCGAUUAAUAACGAAACAAAAUUGAAUAUUUGUGAGUAAUCGUGUACUCCCCAAAUUUACAUCUGGAAAAUCAAGUCAAAACUUGAUCUCUUUUAGCAUUAGUUGAUAGUAUAAUUAACUUUAAUUUGAGUAGGUUGUAAGUAACAAAACUGUUAUAUAUGUUAUUAUUUAUUGACUUCGCAUAUGAAAAAAUGUA
This is a messenger RNA of Photinus pyralis (common eastern firefly), 1106 nucleotides long. RefSeq names its product bile salt-activated lipase-like. The coding region runs from base 281 to 949 and encodes 222 amino acids. Lineage: Eukaryota; Metazoa; Arthropoda; Insecta; Coleoptera; Lampyridae. The record is from RefSeq and is a predicted model, not a curated record. The transcript is spliced from 5 exons.